AUGGGCUUAACAUUGUCAACAGUUUUCACCCGUUUGUUCGGUAAAAAGCAAAUGCGCAUACUGAUGGUUGGCUUGGAUGCGGCCGGUAAAACUACCAUACUUUACAAACUAAAACUGGGCGAAAUCAUCACUACCAUACCGACGAUAGGAUUCAAUGUUGAGACCGUUGAAUACAAAAAUAUUGCAUUUACAGUUUGGGAUGUGGGUGGUCAAGAUAAAAUCCGUCCUUUGUGGCGACACUACUUCCAAAACACCCAGGGACUGAUAUUUGUCGUAGAUUCUAACGAUCGAGAAAGAGUAGCAGAAGCAGAACGAGAGCUACACAACAUGUUGCAAGAAGACGAUCUCAGGGAUGCUGUAUUGUUAGUAUUUGCGAACAAACAAGAUCUUCCUAACGCAAUGAAUGUAUCGGAUCUCACAAACAAACUUGGACUGAAUCAACUUCACCAGAGAAAGUGGUACAUUCAGUCUACGUGUGCAACUCAAGGCAAUGGUUUAUAUGAAGGGUUGGAUUGGCUGUCAAAUGAACUAGCCAAAUAA
Molecule: messenger RNA, 540 nt
Organism: Macrosiphum euphorbiae (potato aphid)
Lineage: Eukaryota; Metazoa; Arthropoda; Insecta; Hemiptera; Aphididae
Source: the annotation of a GenBank genome assembly